GUUGACCCCAAUUGACCCCAAUCAUGCGGCAGUGAAUAUAUCAGGUCGAACUUCAGACUUCCCUCCCGUACGAGGCCGCCUGUACAGACAUGGACACCUGUUGACAUGCCGGCUGAAACUUAGGAACUUCUGACGGUCUAGGGCUAGCGACAGGGAGCCAAUGACGGUUGCCGGCUGUUUGCGGAACUUCGGCGGGCGUUUGCUCCGCCGCAAGUAUGUGGACGCUGCGUCGCUGGAAGACUCUCAGCUGGCACGAUGCCUGAACACGCUCGACCUCACGCUGCUCGGUGUCGGGAGCACGCUCGGGGCGGGAGUGUACGUCCUGACGGGAACCGUUGCCAGGGAAACGGCCGGUCCGUCGAUCGUGUUGUCGUUCCUUGUGGCAGCCAUUGCGUCAAUUCUGGCAGGCCUGUGUUAUGCCGAGUUCGGAGCGAGGGUGCCGAAAAGUGGUUCGGCGUACGUCUACAGCUACGUGACGGUCGGGGAGCUGUGGGCCUUCAUCAUUGGCUGGAAUAUGAUCCUGGAGUAUGUCAUAGGCACGGCGAGUGUUGCUCGAGCCUGGAGCGCAAAUUUUGACUCCCUGGUCGGCAACAGGAUCGAGAACUGGACGCGGACUCACAUGGCGAUGCACGUGUCUGGUCUCGCCGAGUACCCCGACUUCUUCUCCUUAGGACUCACCUUGGUCCUUACAGCCCUACUUGCCCUGGGUGUGAAAGAGUCCACCAGAUUUAAUAACGUGUUCACCGGACUGAACCUGUGUGUGAUCCUGUUUGUGAUGGUGGCAGGCUUCAUCAAGGCAGACGGCAGCAACUGGGCGAUAACACACAGCCAGAUCAUGAAUGAGACCACCAUCAGCACACUGGACGGAGUCGGAGGAUUCUUCCCGUAUGGUGCGUCAGGGAUGUUGUCAGGAGCUGCAACGUGUUUCUACGCAUUUGUUGGGUUUGAUGCUAUCGCAACCACAGGUGAGGAGGUGAAGACCCCCCAGCGAGCGAUCCCGAUCAGUAUCGUGGUUUCCCUCACCAUCUGCUAUGUCGCGUACUUCGGAGUCUCCUCGGCGCUGACCCUGAUGGUUCCGUACUACACGGUCGACAAGAACGCCCCCCUCCCCGCCGCCUUCGCUGCUGUGGGUUUCACUGCUGCUAAAUACAUCAUCGCUGUAGGAGCCGUGUGUGCGCUGUCUACAAGUUUACUGGGUGCAAUGUUUCCAAUGCCACGUGUCAUAUACGCCAUGGCGAGCGACGGGGUCAUCUUCAGAUUCCUGUCAAAGGUCAACGAGCGAACGCAAACUCCAAUUAUCGCCACGGUCCUGUCGGGACUCCUGUCUGGCACAAUGGCUCUACUGUUUGACCUGAAAGAGCUGGUGGAUAUGAUGUCUAUAGGAACCCUGCAGGCUUAUACACUGGUGGCAGCAUGUGUGCUCAUUCUCAGGUGAGGCAGUGUGUGUUAUGUGUGUGUGUGUUUGUUUGUUUGU
Messenger RNA from Branchiostoma floridae (Florida lancelet), 1474 nucleotides. RefSeq names its product high affinity cationic amino acid transporter 1-like. Gene Ontology annotation, biological process: amino acid transport; transmembrane transport. The record is from RefSeq and is a predicted model, not a curated record. Lineage: Eukaryota; Metazoa; Chordata; Leptocardii; Amphioxiformes; Branchiostomatidae. The coding region runs from base 161 to 1435 and encodes 424 amino acids. Gene Ontology annotation, cellular component: plasma membrane. Gene Ontology annotation, molecular function: amino acid transmembrane transporter activity. The transcript is spliced from 9 exons.